GGCGAUGGGUUUAACGAUCUCGAAUUUAUUUGGUCGUUUAUUCGGCAAGAAACAAGUGCGCAUUCUUAUGGUCGGAUUGGAUGCAGCCGGUAAAACGACCAUCUUGUAUAAGUUGAAACUCGGCGAAAUUGUCACCACCAUACCGACCAUUGGAUUCAAUGUGGAAACAGUAGAGUAUAAGAAUAUUUCGUUCACUGUUUGGGAUGUCGGCGGCCAAGAUAAAAUUCGUCCACUGUGGCGACAUUAUUUCCAGAAUACUCAGGGUUUGAUAUUCGUGGUGGACAGUAACGAUAGGGAGCGCGUUGAUGAGAGUCGUGAGGAACUGCACAAAAUGCUAAAUGAGGAUGAACUCCGGGAUGCGACACUGUUGGUAUUUGCAAACAAACAGGAUCUUCCGAAUGCGAUGAGUGCGGCUGAGCUGACUGACAAACUUGGUUUACACAAUCUUCGCUCUCGACAGUGGUACAUACAAGCAACAUGUGCAACACAAGGUAAUGGGCUAUACGAAGGACUGGAUUGGUUAUCAAAUCAGUUAUCGAAAAGUUGAAGAGGUGCGCGGUGAAGGUUAAGGGGCACGACUAUUCACAUGAAUAGUAUGAAUAUCGAAUUAAUUUCCGUAUCACUGCAAAUCAAGUGCGAUCUAUAAGAUUAUUAUUGAUAAUCCAUCACAGACCCGUUCCCUGCUUAUUAUUAUUUUUAUUAUUAUCAUUCAUUAUUGUGUUAUUAUUAUUAUUAUGUGCACUCAGAAUGCACCGUUGUUCAUAUUGAUUAUUAUUGGUGAAAGAAAUUCGUGUGAUCACUC
Messenger RNA from Anisakis simplex (herring worm), 802 nucleotides. NCBI's taxonomy places the organism in Eukaryota, Metazoa, Nematoda, Chromadorea, Rhabditida, Anisakidae. The record is from the annotation of a GenBank genome assembly.